AUGUCUUCAGACACCACCGAAACCUACAGAAAGGCCGAGGCCAUCCGGCGCGCACCCUACCAAAACUCGCACCAUCGCGGCCAUGGCACGUGGUUUCCAGGAAGUGCAUCAGUGGCGCGUCCCUCCAACACCUCUCGCACUCGCGCAAACACCAUGCCGGCUUCCCAAGCAUCUCACCCCUCGCUGUCUACCGGUACUCGCCUCGCGACCGACACUCGAUCACUCGAGGCGGCGCGUGCACUCAUCGUCACUUUCCGCCUGUCGCCUGCUACCCUGGCCGCCAUCGCACAGCAGAGCGGCGAGGCUCCAGCUAGCGCCCAAGCAUCAAGCCCGUCCCCAAGUACCGCAUAA
Molecule: messenger RNA, 351 nt
Organism: Fulvia fulva
Lineage: Eukaryota; Fungi; Ascomycota; Dothideomycetes; Mycosphaerellales; Mycosphaerellaceae
Exons: 2
Coding region: 1-351 (116 amino acids)
Source: RefSeq, a predicted model, not a curated record